This is a messenger RNA of Oncorhynchus gorbuscha (pink salmon), 5628 nucleotides long. Its product is annotated as engulfment and cell motility protein 2-like. Lineage: Eukaryota; Metazoa; Chordata; Actinopteri; Salmoniformes; Salmonidae. The transcript has 24 exons. The record is from RefSeq and is a predicted model, not a curated record. Bases 2008 to 4179 code for a protein of 723 amino acids. Gene Ontology annotation, biological process: cell motility; actin filament organization.
UUCUUGGUAAGCAACUCCCAUGUAGAUUUGACCUUGUGUUUUGUGUUAUUGUCCUACUGAAAGGGAAAUUCAUCUCCCAGUGUCUGUUGGGAAGCAGACUGAACUAGUUUUCCUCUAGGAUUUUGCCCUUUGUUUUGCCUCCAUUCCAUGUAUUUUUGUUUUAUCCUAAAAAAAAAACUUGCCACUUAACAAAAACAAGCAGCCACUUAACAAAAACAAGCAUUCCCAUAACAUGAUGCAGCCACCAUUAUGCUUGAAAAUAUGGAGAGGUACUCUGUUGUAUGGGAUUUGCCCCAAACACAACAAAGGUGAAUUGCUUUGCCACAUUUUUUGCUGUAUUACUUUAGUGUCUUGUUCAAAACAGGAUGCAUGUUUUGGAAUAUUUUUAUUCUGUAUAAGCUUCCUUUUCACUCUGAAUUAGGUUUAAUAUUGUGGAUGUUGUUGAUCCAUCCUCAAUUUUCUCCCAUCACAGCGAUAAACUCUCAACAUUUUUCAUUUUUUGCCAAUUUCGUGAUAUCCAAUUGUUAGUCUUGUCCCAACGCUGGAAUUCCCGUAUGGACUCGGGAGAGGCGAAGGUCGAGAGCCAUGCGUCAUCCAAAAAACGACCCCGCCAAGCCGCACUGCUUCUUGACACACUGCUCACCUUACCCAGAAGCCAGCCACACCAUUGUGUCGGAGGAAUCACCGUACACUAGGCGACUGUGUCAGUGUGCAUGCACCCGGCCCACCACAGCAGUCACUACAGCACGAUGGGACAAGGAUAUCCUGGCCGGCCAAACCCUCCCCAAGCCUGGACGACGUUGGGCAAAUUGUGUGCCGCCUCAUGGGUCUUCUGGUCGUGGCCGGCUGCAACACAGCCUGGUAUCGAACCCUGAUCUGUAGUGACGCCGCUAGUACUGCAAUGUCACUUGGGAGGCCUCUAUAACUUUAAAAAAAAUCACCAUUGGCCUCAUGGGGAAAUCCCUGAGUAGUUUCCUUCCUCUCUGGCAACUGAGUUAGGAAGGAUUCCUGUGUCUUUGUAAUGACUGGUUGUAUUGAUACACCAUCCAGUUUUUAUUUUAUUUUUUACACCCAUCUAACAAUAGCUGCCGUUUGCGAGGCAACCUCCCUGGUCUUGGUGGUUUCAUUUGUUUGAAAUUCAGUGCUUGACAGAAAUGAGGUAGUCAUGAAAAACUUAUGUAAAACACUAUUAUUCCACACAGAGGGAGUUCAUGCAAUUUGUGUGCCUUGUUAAGUAUAUUUUUACUCGUGAACUUAUUUAGGCUUGCCAUAACAAAUGGGCUGAAUACUUAUUGGCUCAAGAUACUUCAGCCUUUUUUAAUUUGCAAUUUUUUUAAAUCUAAAAACCUAAUUCCACUUUGACAUAUGUGGUAUUGUAUCUAGGCCAGUGACACAACAUCGCUAUUGUAUCCAUUUUAACUCCAGGCUGUAAAACAACAAUGUGGAUAAAGUAAAGGGCUGUGAUUACUUUCUGAGGCACUGUGUGUGCACUACCUGUUGUCUGAAUGGAAAAUAUGCUGUUUUAGAUCUCCCCCCCCUUCCUUGGUAGAUAUUUUUUUUAUAUGGUGUCAUGAGAUCAAUUAUAACAUGUACAUCUCACAUUAUGAUAUGUAUUAAAUGUUCAUGUGUGCACAUGAACAUGCACUGAUUAAAAUCAAAAUGUUGAAUUUAUGUGAAAGACAGGAUUCUUGUGCAGUAGCCAUGGACAUAUACUCUAUGUCCCGCCUACGAGGCGUGGUGAUGUAUCGUCUUACCACAGAUGCUGCAUUGGUGGAAGUAUCAAACGGCGGCGAUCCGGUCCAGGCCAUGGGGGGAACUGAUGCCAUGGUCUGAAACGUGAGAUUGAGAGAGUGAGUGAGGUGCCCACUCAACGCUCCAACAGGGCUUUGAUGUUGAAAACCCCUGGGCACUCAUAUUUAGAAGACUUUUUCUCCCCAUCGUUGGAAUUGUCCAUCAGGCUGUUGAAAUGCCCCUUUUGAAGUGGAGGGGCGUGUGAGGACAGCAGCCAUGCCACCCCACUCUGACAUCGUCAAGGUGGCCAUCGAGUGGCCCGGCGCCAACGCCCAGCUCAUCGAGAUUGACCAGAAGAAGCCUCUGUCCUCUAUCAUACGGGAGGUGUGUGAUGGCUGGUCUCUGUCUGGCUCUGAGCAGUUUGCCCUGCGUUACGCUGACGGUCCUCAGCUCUACAUCACUGAACAGAGCCGUAGUGAAAUGAAGAAUGGGACCAUCCUUCGAUUAGCCAUAUCUCCCGCCCGUGCAGCACGGCAGCUCCUGGACAGGAUCCAGUCUCAUGGCAUAGAUGCCCGCUUGGAGGCCCUGAAGGAGCUGGCCAAGCUGUCAGCUGACCCCACCUUUGCCACCGAGUUCAUCAACAUGGAGGGCAUUGGGACCCUGGCGCGCCUGGUGGAGAGCGGCACCCACUUUGGAGAGAUGCUGGCCUUCACUCUCACUGCCUUCCUGGAGCUGAUGGACCAUGGAAUAGUGUCCUGGGACCUCAUCUCUCUGUCUUUCAUCAAACAGAUUGCGGGCUAUGUGAACCAGCCGAUGGUGGAUGUGUCAAUCCUGCAGCGCUCUCUGGCCAUCCUGGAGAGCAUGGUCCUCAACAGCCACAGCCUCUACCACCGGGUGGCGCAGGAUAUCACUGUUGGACAGCUCAUCGGACACCUGCAAGUAUCCAAUCAGGAGAUCCAGACGUAUGCCAUCGCACUCAUCAACGCCCUCUUCCUCAAGGCACCGGAGGAUAGACGGCAGGAAGAGCAUAAUAACCCCCUGGACCAGCGGCUCACUGAGAUGGCGAGCACCCUGGCCCAGAAACACCUACGGUCCAUCAUCCUCAAUCACGUUAUCAGAGGCAACAGACCAAUCAAAGCCGAGAUGGCGCACCAGCUCUACGUGCUGCAGGUACUGACCUUUAACCUUCUGGAGGAACGCAUGAUGACUAAGAUGGAUCCCAGCGACCAGGCCCAGAGGGACAUCAUUUUCGAGUUGCGCAGGAUUGCUUUUGACGGGGAAAACGACCCCAGUGGCACGGAGAAGAGAAAGGCCAUGUACACCAAGGACUACAAGAUGUUGGGCUUCACUAACCAUGUGAACCCUGCCAUGGACUUCACGCAGACCCCUCCAGGGAUGCUGGCCCUGGACAACAUGCUCUACCUGGCCAAGCUGCACCAGGACACCUACAUCAGGAUUGUUCUGGAGAACAGCAGCCGCGAGGACAAACACGAGUGUCCUUUUGGUCGCUGUGCCAUCGAGCUCACUCGUAUGCUGUGUGAGAUACUACAAGUGGGAGAAUUGCCCAACGAGGGCUGCAACGACUACCACCCCAUGUUCUUUACUCACGACCGGGCGUGGGAGGAGUUCUUCUGCGUCUGCAUCCAACUGCUCAACAAGACCUGGAAGGAGAUGAGGGCCACGGCUGAGGACUUCAACAAGGUGAUGCAGGUGGUUCGGGAGCAGAUCACCCGGGCUCUGGCCAUGAAGCCCUCGUCCCUGGACCAUCUGAAGGGUAAACUGCGAGGCCUCAGCUACUCUGAGAUCCUGCGUCUGCGCCAGUCUGAGAGGAUGAGCCAGGACGACUUCCAGUCACCACCCAUUAUUGAGCUACGCGAGAGGAUUCAGCCAGAGAUCCUGGAGCUGAUCAAGCAGCAGAGGCUCAACCGCCUGUGUGAGGGAAGCUGCUUCCGCAAGCUGGGCAACCGCCGCAGACAAGAGAAGUUCUGGUUCUGCCGUCUGUCUCUGAACCACAAGGUGCUGCACUAUGGAGAUCUGGACGAGUCUCCGCAGGGGGAAGUGCCCCUUGAGCUGCUCACCGACAAGAUCCCCGUGUCUGAUAUCAAGUCUGUGGUGACGGGGAAGGACUGCCCCCACAUGAAGGAGAAGAGUGCACUGAAACAAAACAAGGAGGUUUUAGAGCUGGCCUUCUCCGUCCUGUACGAUCCUGAUGAGAACCUCAACUUUGUGGCCCCCAACAAAUAUGAGUACUGUGUCUGGACUGAUGGGCUGUGUGCGUUGCUGGGCCGAGAGAUGGGCAGUGACCUCACCCACAGCGACCUGGACACGCUCAUCUCCAUGGAGAUGAAGCUCCGCCUCCUGGACCUGGAGAACAUCGCCAUACCCGAAGCCCCUCCCCCUGUUCCAAAAGAGCCCAGCACUUACAACUUCACCUACAACUACGGCUGAGGGGUGUGUGUAAGGCCGGUUUGUGUGAGAGAGCUGGGCCGUAUUUGUGUCGGUGUGUGUGUGGGGCACGGUUGCGUGUGUGUAUUUGUGUGUAAUAAGACGAAGGAAACCACUCAUCCCCUAGCCACUUAAUCUUGAAAUCAACAUCACUUGUCUGAUACUCUAAAAUCCAACUGCCCACAAAUAAUCCAGGCAGGCUACGUAACACCAGACAACAAAAUGUUCCAUUGUAUUUAAAAAUAGAAAAAAUCACCGUUAUGGUACAUGCUUGAUACGAACCUGAAAGUUAAUAUUUUGUUUCAUAAUUCAUCACUUCAUGGCCAUACCAACUGUUUUUGUUAAAUAAGCUCUGUGUGUUUUGAACAAUUACAGCUGAGCCCCAAUAUUGCUUCAUGCAUCGUCAUAACAAUAGAACCAGAUCUGUUUGAACUAACACAUCACGACCCAGGGUCUAUUCAAGCCACUCCCGUGUCUGCUCAUCCUCUAAUUCACUACUAAUCAAUAUUAUUGAUGUUUGUUAUGCAGAAUCUGAUUAUAUUUUUGUAAAUGACUGUGAACUCAGACUCAGCUUUGAAGAGAAGGAACAUUAACGUUCUAGCAACCUACUAAUUUGACUUUAAAAUAUGGUGGUUUAGGGCACAAAAGAUUGAGCUAGGUAUUAAACUGACAGAGGUAUCAGAGAAAGCAGUAAGCCAUUUGAUGGCUUAUCACAUGUUUGUCUUCUAUAAUUAUUAUACUUUGCACAGUCAAACUCAGUUGCCAAAUGGUGAUCUGUAUGUGGAGACAUUUAACACUAAACAAAAUGGACCUUUCACCACGCAAACACUCUGAAGUCACAUAUCCUCUGGAAUUAUUAGGUUAGGAGAUGGCCAAAAUGCCUCGUAACAUGAAUCCUCAAUGGUCAAGGUGUCAAAUAUUGAAUAAUGUGUUUUUGUUGUAUCUUGCACUGCUGAUGAAAGUAACAAGAAAUGUGCUCAGUAUAUGCUAUUGGAGUUUGGUUACACUGUACGUAAAUUAAUAGGAUUCAGUGGUCUUGUAUUGCAAGUUAUUUGUAAAAGGGUUCUGAUAUUUGAUGUCCCAUUGUUCAUAGUACACAAUCUAAAAGGGAUGUUAUGUCAAAGACAUCACUGUCAAAAGCUUGUAGCUGCUUAAAGAAUUCUACAAAAUGCCACAUUGAACAAAAGUCAUCUUGCUAAUGGACACCCCAACAGUAUGGAGACUUCUGAAGAGGCUUAAGCAUUAGGUACUCUUUAACAUGACAUGCUAAACCAUGACCGUGUUCAGGCUAGUGCUGUUAGUGAAUGACAUGUUAGUCAUGAAAUACAUUUACAGUUGAAGUCGGCAGUUUACAUACACUUAGGUUGGAAUCAUUAAAACUCGUUUUUCAACCACACCACAAAUUUCUUGUUAACAAACUAUAGUUUUGGAAAGUCAGUUAGGACAUCUACU